AUGUUUCUAUCCACGCACGACAGCGGCCGUUUUUCGCUUCUCCUUGCAAAACUUGUGUCUUCGAACUCGCAGUCCACGAUUUACAUGCAAGAACCCUUGCUGUCGACAAGUGAGCUGUAUGUCCUGCCACAAACUCUGGCGGGACGCAUAAUAGAAGCCGCGCGCACAGCAGCAGUGAAACGGACUUGUCCUCGAUGCAACUUGUCCUUUGUCAAAUCUUCCGACUGCAACAAGUUGACCUGCAUAUGCGGCUAUUCCAUGUGCUACGUCUGCCGCAAGGCAUUAAAUGGACCAUCAUACCGUUGUCAAGAACACGAUGGUGCCGGACGAAAUGUAUUUCCUUUAGACGAGAACCCCGCAGAAGCAGAAGCAGACGAAGGAGAAACUGGAUACAAGCAUCUUUUUGAACAUUUCCGUGUUAAUCCCGGUACUCGCUGCACGGAAUGCAAUAAAUGCGAGUUGUGCUUCUCCGAAGAUGAGGAGGCCAUCGCUUGCAAAGCCGGGGAACAGGCUGAGAGGGAAUGGAGAUUACGACAGACCAUGAUGAUUGCGAAUAACAACAAGAAUAUCAAUAUGAAUAAUAGUAUCAUUAAUCAAAUUCAAUCUGGGAAACAAGGACCAGGAAGUUCCUCGAUACGAUGGGAGGAUCAUCAAUCACAGAAACAUCCAGAUCUCUACCGCAUACCAACCAUGUACAAUCACCACAAUCGAUCUUCGCAAUACUGGCUCAUUGAAGUAUGGAGAGAAGGAUGUUGGAGAUGGGAGAUCCAAACCAUGGCAGAUAAGCUAGUAGAAAGAGUGGUUGUUAUCGUUGACAUUUCAUGA
Molecule: messenger RNA, 825 nt
Organism: Talaromyces stipitatus ATCC 10500
Lineage: Eukaryota; Fungi; Ascomycota; Eurotiomycetes; Eurotiales; Trichocomaceae
Exons: 2
Coding region: 1-825 (274 amino acids)
Source: RefSeq, a predicted model, not a curated record